Folsomia candida is the source of this 1934-nucleotide messenger RNA. Its product is annotated as adenosine deaminase-like protein. The transcript has 7 exons. Gene Ontology annotation, molecular function: adenosine deaminase activity. Gene Ontology annotation, biological process: inosine biosynthetic process; adenosine catabolic process. Lineage: Eukaryota; Metazoa; Arthropoda; Collembola; Entomobryomorpha; Isotomidae. Bases 683 to 1876 code for a protein of 397 amino acids. The record is from RefSeq and is a predicted model, not a curated record.
GCAAAAUCUUGCCCUGCGCUUUUUGUCCUAAUGUGAUGAUUUAAAUAUUUAGUUGUUUAUUGUCGUACAGUGGUGGUCGUGAGCGGGGUCCAAUUUUAUUUCAGGUACUAAAACGGUAAUUAAGUGCUUUCUACACAAUUCACAGACGUUCCGAGGUGAGCACUUCUCCUCAGUCAACUCAACAAACAAGCAACACUUGGAUUAUACAUGUAUGACAAUACAUUUUUUAAUGAUCAGCAAACGCAGAAAUAGGCACAAAUGAUAUAAGAAAAGGGGAAAAUUUUGGUAAUUAUCGGUCAAAUUAGCCUGCAAACCUGCUCCACUCACCGUACUCAUGCAGUUUUGGGGUUCAUACACGAUUCUUCAAGUUAAAAAUAGCAACGUCAGUUUAAUUUUCUUCGACACCACUAAAUGGUCAAUUUUCCUUCAUCUAUUUGAUUGGUUGGAUAAAUUGCUAAAUUAGUGGGUUAGACAUAACAACAUCGUUCUACCUUCACCCCAUUUCUCCAACUGUAUUUUGUUGCAAGGAUAUAAACCAACAUCCAUUCAUUGAAAUUGUGAAGACCACAACAAAAUAAAUUCUAACCAAAUUUUAAUAAAUUCAGAGUAAAUUAUUACAACUGGUAAUCCAUACGUUUUGAGUGACUCUUACUCGGAAUCAUAUCCUACAAUAAGAGAACUAAUGGCAAAUUCAAAAAAAGACUUGACAAUUGAGCAGAUCUGCGAGUUGAUGCCAAAAGUGGAACUACAUGCUCAUCUUAAUGGGUCAAUUAGUGAUUCCAUUAUUCGAAAGUUAAAACUACAAAAUAGUUUAUCGACACCUUGCGACUCCACCGAUAACAACAGGCAUGAUGACGACUGUAUUCCCACAGAAAAAAGGCUCAAAAAGACGGAUCGUACUGGCGAAGACGAGGAGGAUGAUUCACAUUCUACAAAUAACAUAAAAUCUUCCCUCAUGCCGAAGGUUCGGUUGGAAUUGGAUGGGAAGCCAAGCUUGUCCGAAUGCUGGAAAGCUUUCGCUAAAAUUCAUCAAGUUAUUCAAACUCCGGAAAUUCUAUUCCAAGCAACAUGUGAAGUAAUACACAAUUUCGUGAAGGAUAACGUUAUCUACCUAGAAUUGCGGACAACACCGAAAAAAAUUCAUGACAUUCCUUCGAAACAGAUUUAUAUUGAGACAGUUAUCAAGGCUAUUAAGCAUUGUGUUGAAGAAGAUAAACUUCCAAUUAUUGUUAAGCUGCUCAUUUCCAUCGACCGCGGAAAUUCUGCUCGAAAUUAUUUGGAGAAUGUCUGCUUGGCACAAUUGUACAUGAAUUUGGAGCCUGAAAUUGUAGUUGGAUUGGACCUUUGUGGAAAUCCAAAUACAGGAGAUACAAAGUCAAUUUUGUUUGCACUCAAUUUUUCUAAAAAGAUGGGCCAACGUGUUAGUGUUCACCUUCCAGAAGUCAUAAAUGAGAAUGAGACCAAACUAUUUCUGGAACACGGGGCCAAUCGUGUCGCGCACGGGCAGUAUCUACACCCUUCUACUGGUGGGACUGAAGAAUUAUGGAAAAUUCUGAAAGACAGUGGCAUUUGUAUGGAGGCCUGCAUAACCUCGAACCUAAUCAGUGGGGUUAGUCCAACGUUAGAACAACAUUAUGUUAAACUGCUUCAUGAUGAUAAUAUUCCAUUCACUAUUUGCACGGAUGAUUGUGGUGUCUUCAACUCAAACUUAAGCCAGGAAUACAAAAAAUUUGUUCAACUGGUCCCAAAUUUAUCCAAGCAUGAGUUAAAAAUGCUUUGUAUUCGUUCGACUACUUAUAUUUUUGGCGAUACUGUACUACAAGCAAAUUUAGCCCAACAAAUAAACACUUGGUGGGACCAUAAUGUAGGUGCAUGACAGAUUGAUUAAUUAUAAUCAACAAUUGAUCCACUAAAUAAAAAAGUUGAAACAAUAA